UGGGAUUCAUACUGUCGGCUUGUGCACAUCAAAACAAAACCACUCAGCCGUGGAAAUCUGUCUAACCCCAGGAAGAGACGCUUGGAGGAGGGGGAAGUUCCUUAGCCACACAAUGACCUUGACAUUCAGCACAGCGAAUAAGUAUUCCCCACAGCACCAGAUACACCAAGUGUUAUUCGGUUCAUAGUUUCUUAUUGACGUCAAGAGGAAGCAGCAAACCAACAUUUUGUUUUUACACCACUGACUGAGAAGAGAGGGGGAGACGAAGACUAACCCAGUUGGAUGAUUUAAAGGAGCCAUGGCAUUCCGAAGUCUCUUCCUUUAUACCUUGAGUCUGCCCGUCCUGGUGCAGAUGCCCAGCAGCAGAGCCUGCAGGACUGGAUUGGGGUCAGAGUGUGAGAAAGCCCCCUUUGUGCCCGGCUACAACCUGGCAGGGGAGGGCUUCGACGUGGUCAGGAUGCGUCGUAAAGGGGCUUACGUCAUCAACGUCAAAGCCCACCUGUCUGACAACCACACAUGUAUUCUCUGUGAGAACCGCUUCCAGAAGGGACAGGUCCAGAGGUUGCCUUCUGCCGUGCUGGACUGGCGUCCAUUGAGCCGCUGCAGCAAGCAGCUGUCCAGUGCCCUGCACCACUCGGUGGACUCCUUGCUACGUAGCUCCAGCUCCCUCAUCAACAACAACUGGGGUAUGGACCUGAGGCUAGAGACUUACGGCAAGGCAGUGCUGGGGGGCAGCCGCUCCGAAAUGGCCAAGUUUGCCAGAUCCCAGCACAGUGUGGACAAGGCCACCUUUGCCACCCAUGAGAUCAGCUGUACAUACUACAGUUACAGGCUGGCAGACCAUCCGGACCUCAGCGUUGAAUUUGCUAAACAUCUCAAGAGACUGCCACAAGAGCUUGACAACAAGAGCAAAUUGCUGUACCGGAGGAUGAUCGACACGUACGGCACUCAUUACAUACGUCAGGUGCAGCUGGGUGGUAGGGUGAGGCGCGUCACCGCCUUUCGCACCUGCCUGGCCACCCUGAAGGGCUUCUCAGAGUCCGAGAUAAAGACCUGCUUAAAUGUUGAGCUGAAAAUGGCCUUAGGCUUCCUCCCAGCAAACGCGUCCUUCUCCAACAAAUGUGACAACCUCAUAAAGGGGAACAUGAGCAUGGGUUUCUACCAGGGCUUUAUGACCCACAAGAUUGAGGUUCUAGGAGGGGAAAAGUAUUUCCCCGAUAUCUUGUACAAUCAGGAACCGUCCGAAGCAUACCAUAGCUGGAUGAACAGCUUGCAUGAUAAUCCAGACGUGGUCUCCUAUGCUAUCUUCCCCCUGCACAACCUGGUUGAUGAUCCAGAGGUUAGUGCCAACCUGAGGAGAACGGUGACAGAGUACAUUGAGGAGAACAAGCUUCCUGUAGACCAGGGGGAAUUCAAAACCUGCUCCCCGACCCCUAACCUGGAUCACAACUGUUGUCCUCUACGGGCAGGCCGCGGGAAUCUCAGGGUAAUGGUCCACAGAGCCGCAGGUUUGAGAGCAGAUACCUUCACAAAGACUGAUGGCUAUGUUAAAAUAUGGUACAAUGGCAUGUAUGAGGAGACAGAUACUGUCAUGGAUGAUAAUGAUCCGGUAUGGAAUGUCACGUACAACUUUGGCUCAGUGGAGUUUGGUCAUCAGCUGCUGUUUGAGGUUUGGGACAGAGACGUGCUUUACAAUGACAUGGCAGGAAGAUGUUUGGUCUUCCCUGAACGAGGAACUCAUUCACACAGCUGUCAGCUAAAGAAAGGGGUUCUGCACUUCACUUACAGCUCUGAAUGUGACGCCCACUUAACAGGCUAUAGGUGUGGACGGUACUCUCCUAGUACAUAAGGUUUUGGAUCGAAAAUACACCUGGGUCUUAUUCAUUAGUGCACACCGUAUCAAAUUAUUUUGCAACGGGGGGAAAAAACAAGCAUUUCUUAUUUGACAUUAAUAAAUGUUGACGUGUUCCAAACAUGGCCUGUAUCAAUAAUUGGUGUUUAUUUUAGAAUGAGGCAGGGAUUCAAUGCAAAGCGCAUUUUGGAGUGUUGCCAUUAAAGUAAACGAUCCCGUUUCCGUUCACAGAGAUCACAGUAUCAGUAACAGAUGCAAACGUCGGCUAAUUCGGAAAUUAUCUUUAUAAUGUCAAGCAUGCUACAACGUGCCUCGGGGUUGAAUCCUUAGUCAGUCUUUGUUUAUUCCUGUAUCUAUUGUUUACUUCGAAAUACAUGGCAAUAAAGUAGAUUAACCAAAGUA
This is a messenger RNA of Coregonus clupeaformis (lake whitefish), 2254 nucleotides long. RefSeq names its product perforin 1.5 (gene prf1.5). NCBI's taxonomy places the organism in Eukaryota, Metazoa, Chordata, Actinopteri, Salmoniformes, Salmonidae. Bases 299 to 1849 code for a protein of 516 amino acids. The transcript has 3 exons. The record is from RefSeq and is a predicted model, not a curated record.